AUGCAUGUUCUUUGGUUAGCCUUAAUCGUCAUCGGCGACGCGAAAAAAGUGCCCAACUCGAAGCUGGACAGCAUUAUCUACGACUAUCUGACGAUCGAUGACCAGCAACGCUCGUUCUGUUUUCGCCGGCUCAAUCAAACCGGCCAGAUCGGCUGCCAAAGCCUCCAGGAACCCGGCAACAGCGGCACGCUCAUUUACCUUGGCAACGAUCAAGCCAAACUCGACGAGUAUUUGAACGACGCGCAAAAAGUCUCUUCCUUGAUUUCACUCCAAAAAAGAAACUCUUCAAUCGAGCUCGAGAGCUUUUCUCCUGACUACGUUUGCCCUGGCAUCGGCGAUACUUGCACCCACGAGUGGAAUCCCUCAGGAUCUGGUAUCUUCUGGCGCGAUUAUUCCUUCCCCCUGAUUUUCUACAAAAAUGAGACGAUCGUCGAGAAGCUGCGCGACGACUUCUUCAAGUACAACAGCGACACCGAGUAUCCCCUGCUGCAGUAUCAGGUGGCAACGUUCAUGCGCGCCGCCGUGGACACGCCGACUUGCAAGCGUCGCAGCGACCUGAGCGAGCGAUCCACCGGUCUUGAAGGGACAAGUUCUCCGCGCUGCGAUCUCUACAAUGGCUACGCCACGUUUUCGAUGUUUCCCAAGCGGCAGAACGGCGGAAACGAGCCCGAGUCCCUCCCCGAAAAGUCGACAGUGGCAAUUGUGACGCGAUCCGACUCGCUCGCUUUUUUCCACUCGACCACUAGCGGCGUCGGCGCCCACACGGCCGCGAUGAUGAUCCAACUGGCGAUCGGAAAGGCGCUCAAGGAAAGCGGCCUCGUUGACAAGCUGGAAAGUUACGGCAGAAAUGUUGUGUUGAUGACGCUUCCGGCCGAGGAGCUCAAGAACAUCGGGUCCUCUUCGGUGGUUUUCGAUAUGGCGAACUACAACAAAAUCCCCGUCAAGUUUCAAAGCGGCGAAAGCGUUCUUGGCGGUCCAAACUCGAGCAUUCGAAAGUCGUACGGAUCCUACACUGUCGAGAAAGAAAUCUCCGAGUACCUCGGCCCCGUCCAGUUGAAAGUCAAGUCGUUGCGACAUUUGAUUGAGCUUGGACAGCUGGACGCCAAUCCUGAAAAUCUCUUCCUCCACGGCGAAAGCGUAGUCGAUUCACAAGUCUUGGACGCAUUCACGCGCAACGCAGCUAGUCCAGAAAACGGCUCUAGAAAUUAG
Messenger RNA from Oikopleura dioica, 1209 nucleotides. The record is from the annotation of a GenBank genome assembly. NCBI's taxonomy places the organism in Eukaryota, Metazoa, Chordata, Appendicularia, Copelata, Oikopleuridae.